AUGGAUCGAUACUAUUGCGAUGUGUGUCCAAACAUCAGAGAUAGUGACUAUGGCAGAGAACUGUCACUGUGCCCAGUUGAACAACUGUUCACUGUUGAGUUUGAGAUCAAGAACAAACACGAUGCCCCUCCCUCUGAGACUUUGCAUUACACUUUUCAUAACAUCUCCAAGAACAAUAUGGAUCAACAAAACGUUGAAUCUAUGCUUUCUCGUGUGGGGUUCCCCAAUGAAGCUUUCCAGUUUGUGGUCCCAAAAGUCUUGGAAUGUGCUGAUGAAAUUGCCAACAGGACGUACAAGGAUCGAAAGCUUUUGUCCAUAGUUGUGUAUAUUCUUGUCAGCCAAGCCAGUGAUGAAGAUGAGAUUAAUGUUGAUUAUGAUAGUGGUUUUGAAGAAUAUUCAGAGGAGGGUGAUCAAGAUUUUGGGUUGGUGCCUUCUGCAGCAGCUGUGACUUCAAUUGAUGAGGGUUUGGAGAUGAUGAGGGAUGCUGAUGAUGAUGAUUAUGAUGGUGGUUUUGAAGAAUAUUUUGAGGAGGCUGGUGAUGAAGAUUUUGGGUUGGUGCCUGCAUCUGUGAAAUCAAUUGAGGAGUUGGAGAUGGUGAGGGUUGAGAAAGAAGAGAAUUGUGCAAUCUGUUUCGAGGAUUUUCAUGAUGUUGGUGUUCGGAUGCCUUGUUUACACAUGUUUCAUAAGGAUUGCAUCACUAGUUGGUUGCAAGCGGCCAAUUCUUGCCCUUUGUGUCGGUUUCAGAUGAACAAAAUUAGUGAAGAAUGA
Molecule: messenger RNA, 768 nt
Organism: Lotus japonicus
Lineage: Eukaryota; Viridiplantae; Streptophyta; Magnoliopsida; Fabales; Fabaceae
Product: probable E3 ubiquitin-protein ligase RHC2A
Exons: 1
Coding region: 1-768 (255 amino acids)
Biological process (GO): protein ubiquitination
Cellular component (GO): cytoplasm
Molecular function (GO): ubiquitin protein ligase activity
Source: RefSeq, a predicted model, not a curated record